AUGAAUGAUAACUCAGCCUUCAUUGAGCCCGACGAGGCAUUGACGCCAUUGAACAGUCUUGAGUUCACCGAGAAUGUUGGGGACAAUUGUUUGCUUCAACUUUAUUUGUCUGUGUUCUACACCGGCUAUCCCCUUUUCCUUAUUGCUAUUCUAUGGUUCAUUUUGUUGGGUCUAUUCUUGCUGCUUCUCUGCGUCUAUGUUUGCUGCUGUAGGCGCAGACACUAUGGCUAUCCAAAAUUCGCUUGUGGGCUUAAUCUUUCUGUUUUCUUUCUUUUGUUAUUCACAAUUGCAGCAGCGUGUUCGACCGUUGAGUCCACUUGUUGUAAAACAAAGUCUAGUGUACUUUUCGUGUUCUUGAAAAAAUCCUCUUGCCUGGUGGCUACCAAGAAUGUUGGCGUCAAUCAUAUUUUUCUGCCUCGACAGCUUCAAACCGACAUUGAUAAUGUCAAUGGUAUGAUUACAACUGCUGCCACCACACUUGAGCGUACAACCAAGAAUAAUAAAGAUGAUAUAUCCCGCUAUUUGGAUGUUGUGCGCCGAGUUCUUAUUGCGGUAGCGCUUGUAAUGCUUUUCCUGAAUAAUGGUGGAUCCAUUGUAUCAAUUAUCGGCCCGCACUUUCUCAUAUACUUCUUGGUCUUCUUCAGUUGGAUUUUCAUUGCCUUCACUUUCUUUAUGAGUGGCAUAUUUCUCGCUCUCCACAAUGCAACGGGAGACACAUGUGCGGCAAUGCACGAGUGGGUCGAUAAUCCAACGGCUCACACGGCACUAGACCAAAUCAUCCCGUGCAUGGACCCCGCCACUUCCCAAGAAGCACGUUCGCAAAGCAGAGAAGUCACGAUCCAAAUGGUCCAGCUCGUAAAUGGGAUCAUUGCCAAUGUAUCCAACCGUAAAUUUCCAAAUGCCGCGCAGAUGGCUCCCCUAUUCUGCAACCCAUACAAUCCCGACAGGACGUAUAAAAGGAUGUGUCCAGCUGGCGAAGUCGACUUGAACAAUGCAACUCAAUUAAAAAUGGCUUAUAUAAAUUACGAGUGCUGCCUAACCCCUAGCUUGUAUGACGUGGUGAGUAGGGCCGUGAACUUGAGCUAUGGGCUGCACCAUUACGGCCCGUUCUUGAGCGAUUUGGCCGACUGCACGUUUCUUCGGGACACAUUCACCACCAUUUACGACCGUCAUUGCCCUGGUUUGAGAGAAGACAGCCAGUGGGUUUACAUUGGUCUUUUUAUUCUCUCGACUGGACUCUUUCUCUCGAUGCUAUCUUGGGUGCCUGUCGUUCGAGAGAUACGCCUGAAGCCCGUGCAUGCUACGUCAGCUCAGGUAUCCGCUGAGUAG
Messenger RNA from Striga hermonthica, 1329 nucleotides. The record is from the annotation of a GenBank genome assembly. NCBI's taxonomy places the organism in Eukaryota, Viridiplantae, Streptophyta, Magnoliopsida, Lamiales, Orobanchaceae.